This is a messenger RNA of Penicillium diatomitis, 918 nucleotides long. RefSeq names its product NAD-dependent epimerase/dehydratase family protein. The record is from RefSeq and is a predicted model, not a curated record. Lineage: Eukaryota; Fungi; Ascomycota; Eurotiomycetes; Eurotiales; Aspergillaceae. The transcript has a single exon. Bases 1 to 918 code for a protein of 305 amino acids.
AUGGGAAAACGAAUCAUCGUGACGGGAGGCUCAGGCAAGGCCGGCCAGCAUAUCAUCGCGUAUCUUCUUGACAAGGGCCAUGAUAUCCUGAAUCUCGAUUUGGCACCAUUACCAGAUCAUUUGGCCAAGCGUGUCCACACCCUACGAGUGGACUUGACCGAUAGCGGUCAAGUCUACAGCGUAUUCACAUCCCAUUUUCAUCUCACGGAACCAUUCCGUGAGCCACUGCGUCUUCUGCCCGAUGCUGUGAUUCAUCUUGCUGGAUAUUCACGCAAUAUGAUUGCUCCUGAUAAUGAGACCUUCCGCGGAAAUACUUUGUCCACAUACAAUGUGAUCGAAGCUGCUUGUCGACUCGGCAUCAACAAGAUCGUCACGGCCAGUUCCAUCACGGUGUAUGGAGUGAGCUACGCCGAGGGGGACGUGGAGUACCCCUCAUAUCCUGUAGACGAGGAAGCCGACGCCAAUCCCAUGGACACAUAUGCCAUUUCAAAAGUGUGCGGUGAGCGUGUUGCCCGUGGCUUUGCUCGCCGAUUCGGCAACGAUAUCUACGCGCUGCGCAUCGGCCGAGUAGUGGCCCCCGAGGAAUACAAACAGGAGAUGUUCAAGAGCUAUGUAGAGAGCCCGAAUGCAUGGGCACCGCACGCUUGGUCGUACACAGACGCCAGGGAUCUGGGACAAAUGUGUGAUCUUGCUGUCCAAAAAGACGGCCUCGGCUUUCAGAUUUUCAAUGCGGUCAACGAUGAAAUCACGAAUUACACCUCCUCGGCAACAGAGUUUCUCCGGCGCAUUUCUCCCCAGGUGCCCUUCACGGGCCAUAUGGGACCUCGAGAUGCCCCCAUAUCGAACAAGAAGAUCAAAGCAUUGUUAGGUUUUAACCAGCAGCAUCCUUGGCAGUUGCACUAUGAAACUGAGCCUUAG